Chironomus riparius is the source of this 1598-nucleotide messenger RNA. NCBI's taxonomy places the organism in Eukaryota, Metazoa, Arthropoda, Insecta, Diptera, Chironomidae. The record is from the annotation of a GenBank genome assembly.
AAAAUAAAACAUUGGUUUCUUAAUUUAUGAAAUUCAAAAAAAUGAAUGAGAUAUGAAAGCAAAAGAAAAGUCAAAGAAUAGUUCUUGUGUUUGUGAAAUUAACAAAGAAAAAAGGAGUGAGUUCAAAUAAAAACACAAAAGUGGAUAACCUAAUUUUUGAAAACAUUAAUAAUGUUAACCAGCAUUCCUACAUACCGUUAAUAACAAAAAGUGAUAAUGAAAAUACACUAAAUCAAUGCUAUCAAUGUAUGAUUUGCCAACCCAUGUUCUUCAGCAAAAAGUCCAGUUUAAGGAAACGGCUAUGGCGAUCGCGUAUAACUUCAACAACAAAUUCAACGCAACAGCAUCGCUCAGAAAUGCCGAAUUACUUCAAAAAUUAUCAAAAUUUUUCAAAAGAAACAAACCCAGAGGAUUAUCAGCAUACAAUCCUACGAGAAAAUUUGAAUGGUCAUCAAAAUUAUGGAAUCGUAAGAGAAGAAGGAAGCUCUUUACUAUCCACAACAACUGCUGUACUGAGAAAUUGUUGUACAAGCACGAAUUCCACAAGUACAAACGAUUUGUACGAUCCAUCAAUGGCAACGGCAGAACAGCAAGCAUUACGCUUGUUUCGUUUAUUAAUGAAUCAAUUAAAAAAGGAAUCACAGUUAGAAACAUUGUGCCAAGCCGUAGAAAAUGGAUUACAAGCAGACAAUAAUAAAACACUUCCCCAUCAAUAUCAACGUACUGAUUGUGUUCUUGUGCCACGUGGUUCAAUUGAUGGCGAGGAGCCACAGUUAAUAGCUUGUAGAUUAUGGCGUUGGAAUGAUUUGUAUGAUUGUCAGACAAUUAAAAGAAUUCCUAGCUGUCCAAAUGAAAAAGACCCCGUUUACGUGUGUUGCAAUCCGACACAUUGGAGUCGCAUUUAUCAUUUAGAAACUCCACCUCCUCCAUACGCUAUGAAAAUUGAUGAAAAUUCAAUGGAUCCAGACAUGUUUGGGGUAUAUAACAAGCAGCAAAUUGAAUCAUUAACAACUGAUGGUGACGAUUUUACUCUUUCUUUUAAAGAUCUUACAACAACGUGUUGGUGUCAAUUAGCAUAUUGGGAACAAAGUGAACGCGUAGGGUCCAAAGUACCUGUAGAAGAUCCGGCUGUAGACGUGUUUGGAGAGCAGACACGUGGUGCAGGAUUAUGUAUAAAAACUAUUGCCCAACAAAGAUCAACGAGGACACCAGAUUUAGUAUUAAAGACAAGAGAAAAAAUUGGAUUAGGUGUAACUUUAAGUCGAGAAGCAGAUGGAGUUUGGCUUUACAAUCGUUCAUCAUCGCCAGUAUUCGUGCAUUCACCUACAUUAUGCGAUAUGGAGUCUAGAGUAACAAUACCAUUUAAAAUACCACCAGGCCACUGUAUUCGUGCAUUUGAUCCAUUAAAAGUGAACGAAUCUAUAAUAUGGCCAUCUACAAUCAGUGGCUUACAGCUUGGACCAGUUGAUACCCACAGUGUGAGAAUUAGCUUUGCAAAAGGUUGGGGGUUGAAUUACUCAAGACAAGAUGUAACGUCAUGUCCAUGUUGGCUUGAAGUUCUUCUCAAUCGUAAUGAUUAUCUUCUUCCAUGUCGGUGA